Messenger RNA from Pelobates fuscus (common spadefoot toad), 1196 nucleotides. It is a transcript of the gene TSNAX, whose product is annotated as translin associated factor X. The record is from RefSeq and is a predicted model, not a curated record. The coding region runs from base 143 to 1075 and encodes 310 amino acids. The transcript is spliced from 6 exons. Gene Ontology annotation, cellular component: cytoplasm; nucleus. Gene Ontology annotation, molecular function: sequence-specific DNA binding; RNA binding; RNA endonuclease activity. Lineage: Eukaryota; Metazoa; Chordata; Amphibia; Anura; Pelobatidae.
ACAAAUAGUUGUUAACAUAAAGUCCAAUCGAAUUUUCUUAUAUGUGAUUUUUGAGAAAAUUGAUUUGCUAUUUAAGGUCCUUUGCUGGUCGAGGUUUGCAACGUUGUGUGGUAUACGGUUAUUUUUUCUUUUCUUUUAUAUAAUGUCUCAGUCGGUACAGGUGUACGUUAUGAACGAGAAGGAAGGAAGCCGUGAGUUUAAAAAACACAAACAUGAAAAUGUUCCACGAUCACAAAGAAAGGAAGAAAAAGGAAGCGGUGUUGGCUCAUCUUCAUCUAUGGUCAUUGCUUUUAAAUCAUUUCAACAUGAACUUGAUACUAAACAUGAUAAGUAUGAACGCCUGGUGAAACUUGGACGAGAUAUAACAAUUGAAAGUAAGCGGACAAUUUUUAUUUUACAUCGAAUUAUCAGUGAUCCAAACAAAGAUGGAGUACUGACUGAAGCAGAGAACAAAUUAGAUGUUGUCCGGCUGAAAAUUAAGCAAGUAGCUCAAGAGCUAGUAGGAGAAGAUCUAUAUCAAUAUCACAGAGCUUUUACGCCAGGACUGCAAGAGUAUGUAGAAGCUGUAACUUUCCAACACUUCAUUAAAACCAGAGGUCUGCUCUGUCUUGAAGAUAUCAACAAACCAUUAAUUUUUGAAGAAGAAAAAAGUGAUGUUAAAAGAACCUCAAUCGAAUUACUUGAUGAUCCAUUGAUUCCUGUACUUGAGAAGAAGCAAUCAAACCCAAAUAUCUUGAGUCUUCAAGUAACUCCUGUUGAUUAUCUGCUUGGCGUUGCUGAUCUCACAGGGGAGCUAAUGCGUUUGUGCAUUGGUAGUGUUGGAAAUGGAGACAUAGACACACCUUUUGAACUAGGCCAGUUCUUACGUGAAAUCUUCGAUGGAUUUUCUUAUAUUGGAAAUACUGGGCCUUAUGAGAUUUCAAGGAAGUUGUAUGCUUUAAAGCAGAGCCUAGCAAAAGUGGAGAAUGCUUGCUAUACUUUGAAAGUGAGAGGUUCAGAAAUUCCCAAACACAUGCUAGCAGAUUUAUUUUCGACCAAAUCUGAUUUAAUGGAACAUGAUGAAGACAUUUCUUAAAAUAUAAAGUCGUGUUGGACUAGGACAGAAACAAGCUGCUUUUGUUUUAAAAUGUUAAUUUACAAAAAUAAUAGAUAAAAAAAAAAAAAAAAACAGAAUGGGCUGAAUACCUUUACCAUAC